Molecule: messenger RNA, 1403 nt
Organism: Erinaceus europaeus (western European hedgehog)
Lineage: Eukaryota; Metazoa; Chordata; Mammalia; Eulipotyphla; Erinaceidae
Gene: IGFBP2
Product: insulin like growth factor binding protein 2
Exons: 4
Coding region: 138-1055 (305 amino acids)
Biological process (GO): regulation of insulin-like growth factor receptor signaling pathway
Cellular component (GO): extracellular region
Molecular function (GO): insulin-like growth factor II binding; insulin-like growth factor I binding
Source: RefSeq, a predicted model, not a curated record
CGGCUGCCUGCGGGGGAGGAGGGAUCCUAGCUGAGGAACAGGCGCAGGAGGAGGAGGGAAGGAGAAGAAGGAGGCGGCUCCCGCGCUCGCUGGGCCGCGCCACCUGCCCGCUCGCCCGCCCGCCCGCCACCGCCGACAUGCAGGCGAGACCCGGCGGCCCCGCGCUGCUGAUGCUCCUGUGGCCGCUGCCGCUGCUGCUGCUGCUGGGCGCGGGCGGGGGCCGCGCCGAGGUGCUGUUCCGCUGCCCGCCCUGCACGCCCGAGCGCCUGGCCGCCUGCGGGCCCCCGCCGACCGCGCCCUGCGCGGAGCUGGUCCGCGAGCCUGGCUGCGGCUGCUGCCCCGUGUGCGCGCUGCUGGAGGGCGAGGCUUGCGGCGUCUACACCCCGCGCUGCGCCAACGGGCUGCGCUGCUACCCGCGCCCCGACUCAGAGCUGCCCCUGCACGCGCUGGUCCACGGCGAGGGCACCUGCGAGAAGCUGGGCUCCGGCGCCGCGCUCGCCGGCCCCAAGCAGGUGGCAGAGAACGGUGAGGAGCACUCAGAAGGAGGCCUGGUGGAGAACCAUGUGGAUGGGACGGUGAACCUGCUGGGUGGCGGAGCAGGCACAGGCCGGAAGCCCCUCAAGUCGGGCAUGAAGGAGCUGGCGGUCUUCCGGGAGAAAGUGUCAGAGCAGCACCGGCAGAUGGGCAAAGGCAGCAAGCACCACCUUGGCCUGGAGGAGCCCAAGAAGCUGCGGCCACCGCCCGCCAGGACCCCCUGCCAGCAGGAGCUGGACCAGGUGCUAGAGCGCAUCUCUACCAUGCGGCUUCCAGAUGAGCGAGGUCCCCUGGAGCACCUCUACUCUCUGCACAUCCCCAACUGUGACAAGCACGGCCUGUACAACCUCAAGCAGUGCAAGAUGUCUCUGAACGGGCAGCGUGGGGAGUGCUGGUGUGUGAACCCCAACACUGGGAAGCUGAUCCAGGGAGCCCCCACCAUCCGGGGGGACCCCGAGUGUCAUCUUUUCUACAGUGAGCAGCAAGAGACCCGUGGAGUGAACACCCAGCGGAUGCAGUAAAACCACAGCCGGCCGGUGCCUGGCACCUGCACUCCCACCCCCUUCUCCAGACUCCCUGGGGAGGAGGGGCACUUGCCUGAUGGGUGAGUGGGGAGGCUUUUCCAGGAGUUUUCACAUGUGUAUUUAUAUUUGGAUACCAGCACCGAGCUUGGCAUAUCCCCACCCCUGCCACCUCCCCUCUCCUCAGCUGACAUACCUGCACCCCCUUUUUCUGUCACUAUUGGGGAACUGGGGGAGGGGGUUGCAGUGACUCAGCUGGGUCAAGGUCUAGGAGGAGGGGAAAGAAAUUUUUAUUUUUGAACCCCUGUGUCUCUUUUACUUAAGAUUAAAGGAAGGAAAAAAAACCCA